Messenger RNA from Cricetulus griseus (Chinese hamster), 583 nucleotides. NCBI's taxonomy places the organism in Eukaryota, Metazoa, Chordata, Mammalia, Rodentia, Cricetidae. The record is from RefSeq and is a predicted model, not a curated record.
GGCAGCACGGUUCCGGGAUCUGCGGCUGGGAAAGCCUUUGCUGCAGCGAUCUCCCGGCUCCUGUCCCCGAGGUGCCCCGCCCAGCGCUCCGGCUGCUUCCUGGCGCUGCUGGGCCUCGGUGUGGGGAAAAUGAGCCGCAUCUACCACGACAGUGUCCUCCGCAACAAGGCGGUGCAGAGCGUGCGACUGCAGGGGACCUGGGACCCCGCCGCCCACCAGGGGGGAAAUGGCGUCUUGCUGGAGGGAGAGCUGGUGGAUGUAUCUCAGCACAGCAUCUUGGAUGCCCAUGGCCGGAAGGAUCGCUACUAUGUCUUGUAUAUCCGGCCCAGUUGUAUUCACCGACGUAAGUUUGACCCCAAGGGAAAUGAAAUCGAGCCCAACUUCAGUGCCACCAGGAAAGUGAACACAGGCUUCCUCAUGUCGUCUUACAGAUGACUGAGGUGCCUCUUCCCACUACCAGCAUCUGAGAUGGUGUCACUGAGAAGAGGCCAUACCUACUCCCGCCGUGGAGAGAGCAGCCUGUCAAGAUGAAUACCAUUUAACACACUAUGCUGAGAUCAAAUCCAAGACCUCAAGACUCACA